Messenger RNA from Drosophila willistoni, 1796 nucleotides. RefSeq names its product AP-3 complex subunit mu-2 (gene carmine). Bases 107 to 1354 code for a protein of 415 amino acids. Gene Ontology annotation, cellular component: clathrin adaptor complex; cytoplasmic vesicle. NCBI's taxonomy places the organism in Eukaryota, Metazoa, Arthropoda, Insecta, Diptera, Drosophilidae. The record is from RefSeq and is a predicted model, not a curated record. Gene Ontology annotation, biological process: endocytosis; intracellular protein transport. The transcript has 6 exons.
AACAUACUCGCUGCAUCUCUGUCUAACACCCUAUGGCCAGCUAAGCAAAUUUAAUUCAUAAACAAAAGGCUCGAAUAUUUAUUGUACUUUUUUUUUUAAAUCAAAUAUGAUACACAGCCUGUUCAUUGUAAACAGCAGCGGUGAGGUAUUCCUAGAGAAACACUGGCGAUCUGUUGUGUCGCGUUCCGUUUGCGAAUACUUUCUCGAUGCCCAGCGUGCGGCUCCAUAUGAUGUACCGCCAGUGAUAGCUACUCCACAUUAUUAUCUUAUCACUGUGCAGCGUGAUAAUGUCUCAUUGGUUGCCGCCUGUAAACAGGAGGUGCCGCCCCUAUUUGUCAUUGAAUUCCUGCAUCGUGUCGUUGAUACAUUCCAAGACUAUUUCGGUGAUUGUUCAGAGACUGUGAUAAAAGAUAAUUAUGUGGUCGUCUACGAACUGCUGGACGAGAUGCUUGACAACGGCUUCCCCCUGGCCACAGAGAGUAACAUAUUGAAGGAGUUGAUUAAACCGCCGAAUAUAUUGAGAACUAUUGCCAAUACGGUGACGGGCAAAAGCAAUGUUAGCACCACAUUGCCAUCGGGUCAGUUAUCAGCCAUUCCCUGGCGUCGUAGUGGUGUACGAUAUACCAAUAAUGAAGCCUAUUUCGAUGUCAUCGAGGAGGUGGAUGCAAUUAUUGACAAGUCUGGUUCAACAGUUUUUGCUGAGAUUCAAGGGCAUAUCGAAUGCUGCAUCAAAUUAUCUGGUAUGCCCGAUUUGACGCUAUCGUUUAUGAAUCCACGACUCUUCGAUGACGUCUCAUUCCAUCCGUGUGUGCGAUUCAAGCGAUGGGAGGCCGAACGUUUGCUCUCCUUUAUACCGCCCGAUGGCAAUUUUCGUUUAAUGUCCUAUCACAUUAGUUCGCAAUCUGUUGUGGCUAUACCCAUUUAUAUACGUCAUAAUUUCUCAAUCAAAACGGGUGAACAGGGACGUUUGGACUUAACAAUCGGGCCAAGGAAUACAUUGGGUCGUACCGUGGAUAAAGUGAAAUUGGAAUUGACAAUGCCAAGAUGUGUACUGAAUUGCCUGCUGACACCGAAUCAGGGUAAAUAUACAUUCGAUUCGGUGACCAAAACUCUGUCCUGGGAUGUGGGACGCAUUGAUGUAUCCAAAUUGCCAAAUAUUCGUGGAUCGGUCUCCAUAACGCCUGGCACUACGAAUAUAGAUGCCAAUCCGUCGGUUAAUGUGCAAUUCCAAAUAUCACAGCUUGCCGUAUCGGGUCUAAAGGUCAAUCGUCUUGAUAUGUAUGGCGAGAAAUAUAAACCCUUCAAGGGUGUCAAAUAUUUAACCAGAGCAGGCAAAUUCCAAGUGCGCAUGUAAAAGUAAACUUUAGCGUCAAUCUCUUGCCCCUCUUGUAAUUGAUUUAUAUGUUUGUGUAAAACUUUCUAUCAGCUUUAAUUAAUUGUACAAAAAAAAAAAAGAAAGAGUCAUUGUCAUUUCUUCAUUUUAACUUUUCUCUACUCCAACUCCCUUCUCUCUAGAGAGAGAGAGCGAGAGAGAAAGAAAGAGUCUCUUUCUCGCCUGUCACAUAUUUAACUUCACAAGUUCAGUUGUCUGUUUGUCUUCGUCGCCAUAUUUGAAACGAGCAUCGGUGUCGUCAAGACUUGGCCAGAAGAAGAAUCUUGGCCUGGUCGUUUGACUGGAAACAUGAAAUUGCACACAGAGAGUUGAAAACCUGUGGGCAGAGUCAGAGCCAACAGAGCGGCAUGGCAACACCGCAACAACAGCAACACAAAACAAAAAACAAAAUAUAUCAAAAAAG